Messenger RNA from Gastrolobium bilobum, 1146 nucleotides. RefSeq lists its product as uncharacterized. The coding region runs from base 1 to 1146 and encodes 381 amino acids. The record is from RefSeq and is a predicted model, not a curated record. Lineage: Eukaryota; Viridiplantae; Streptophyta; Magnoliopsida; Fabales; Fabaceae. The transcript is spliced from 2 exons. Gene Ontology annotation, molecular function: zinc ion binding; nucleic acid binding.
AUGGAGACGACGGAGAAGGCUGAAAUCUCACCGGAGGAAUUUGACAACCUCCACCAAAGCAAGAAAAAAUAUAAGGGAGACGAUGCUGAAUUCAGUCACGACCAAGCGAUGGUGCCGAGGGAAGAUGAGUGGAUAAGAGAGGGCAUAUCCUUCAAAGAAAUGUUAAUGAGACACAAUGGAGAAUGGUGGAGUGAUGAGGAGGAUAUAUUAUUGGAAAACGGCACUGUGGAGGAGGAAAAAGAGGAGAAUGGCAGUAAGGAAAAGCAACCGGAGGUAACAUGGGAAAUAGAUGGAGAUGGUCGGACUAAUUUCAAGCUUCCAGCUGACUUCAAGAAGAAGGCAUGGCGACCAUGGAAGAAAGCAAUCUAUGUCAAGCUAUUAGGUAAGAAACUGUCUUUGACUUUCAUGAAAAAAAGAUUGGAAAACAUGUGGGCACGGGAGGGCCAAGUUUUUAUCACUGAUGUGGAAAAUAGAUAUCUCCUAGUUCGUUUCUCAUGUCAAAAGGAUCUGGAUCAUGCUUUAACGGCUGGACCUUGGGGGAUUGGUAAUUGGUUGGGUAAAUUUAUCAAAGUGGAUGCUGCAACCACUUCCUUGGCUAGGGGUAGAUUUGCUCGCAUAUGUGUUGAAUUAGAUCUUACCAAGCCACUGAAUGCUGAGUACAAACUUGAGGGAAGACUGAAGCAUGUGGAAUAUGAGGGAUUACAUUUGGUGUGCUAUUCUUGCGGCCAAUAUGGGCAUAGGUUAGAGAUGUGCUCCAAAAAAUGUCCCACUGAAAACGCUGAACCAUCUCAAGACCAAAAUAGGAAGGAACAAGGAGGAGGAGUGGAUACAACUAUGAGUCAAAGCUGCUCAAGUGGAGAUUUAGCAAAGGAAAAUACUUAUGGCCCUUGGAUGUUAGUUAAUAGGCAGAAGAGAUUUAACCGGAUUAAUGAUUUUGCCCAAAAAGGGAAGAAGGAGAACCAUAAUGGCCAACCCACAAGAAGACAAUCAUCCAGAUUUAAUGCUCUUGCAUAUGAAUCUAAUGAUGCAGAGGAUGGAAAAGAGGAGAAUUUGAAUGUGGAAAUUAAUGAGGAAGAAAGCAUUGCAGAGCAUAAUUCAAAAAAUAGACAGGGGAGAAAAAAGGAGAUAAAAAUGCAAUUCAAGUAA